ACAUGUGCAGAUAGUUUGACUUCUAGUCUACAGCGACAACUGAAGAUGUUGUGUGAGAGUAGAACAAUGAGUCCAAAAGAACGUUUUUAUUGCUGCCUUGACAUUUGCUUUGAUCGUGUUAAAGACAUUUCACAAAAGGUUCUCGUGAUGAUUUCAGUGUUUCCUGCAGGAUUCUUCACACGUGACGAGGCUGCAUCGAUCUUCAGGAGCGCAUUUUCGAACAAAGAGGAAAUUUCUGACGGAUUAACUGAUUUGAUGAACUUCAGCUUCCUGUCUUACAACCAAGAGCAAAAGGCGUAUUAUUUAAGUCCUGCCAUGAGAUCGUUUGCGAUCUAUAAAGCAACMCACGAACCACCGACCUCAUCUGAAACUGAUUCCACUGAAGUGUCCGAUUUGAACGCUACGCACAAGGCUGCGAUCUCAAAGUUUGUAUGUUACACAUUUGACUGCACCUUGAAGAUUGAAGAUGAUUUCUUCAGCACCUGCAGUGCAAUUGCCAUCCAGAAAUACAGAAAACAAGAGGCAAAUCUCAGAGAAAUAGCAAAUUGGCUCACCUCUGAUAGACUUUUUAAAGAUCCUGAAAUUAAGUGCCACAAGUGCUACAUCAUUGAGAAGUUCAUGGAAUGUUGCUCGAUCAACAUCAAGGUCAUGGAAAGAAGUUUAUUGAAAACCAUCCUGCGUACGAUUCUAAGGUUUUGUCGAGAUGAAGAAGGCAUAGACAACUCAAAGAAUAAAGAUACAAAGAAGCGAUACGUCGAAUGUCUGACUUAUGGUGGAGUUACAUGCAUCUUGGGUUGUCUCUGUGCACCACAGCUAUGUCCAAUUGCUCAGGAUCAAGCAAUGUGGUGCUUUAAUGAAGUUCUGARGGCAUUGUGCAGCAAAGAUCAGACGAUUGCUAGUACGGAAGAGGAUAAGCUCAAACUUGUGUCUGAGUGCGGGAUCAUGUCCAAGGGAGCCCAAACUCAGUUCCUUCUGRAGUAUGGCAAGUGUUUGGUUUGGGAAGGACAAAAUGAUGAAGGAUUGAAAUUCGUCGAAAAGGGGAUUGCAAUACGCGAGGAAGUGUUCAAGGAAUCAAAAUCCACUAAAGAUCUUGUUAUGGUGGCAGUGGGCUACAACAAUCUUGCAUGUGCCUACAGUUACAGCAAAGAUUCGAAUAAAGCCAUUGAAAUAAGGCAAACCAAAGUCCUACCGGUCUAUGAAAAGCAUCUUGGUUGUCAUCCAUUUACAGCCAAUGCGCACAGCCAUUCAGCGCACGACUACUUCGUACUCGGUAAGUACGAGGAAGCCCUCAAGGCAUGUGAAAAAUCUCUAUUCCACAGGAAACGUUUGUUGGGCGAACACUGUGAAACUGCUCGUUCUCUAUCUGAUAUGGGCCGUAUCUUACGAGAACAAGCGAGUCGAUGUGAAAUUCCUGAUGAUAAGCAGUCACAACUUGAAGAAGCGCUUUCUUACCUGAGUAAAGYACUUGAAAUGCGUCAGCAUCUUGCAUUCACCUCUAAAGAAAUGGCAGGAAAUCACGUGGAAAUGGCUCACGUGUUGAGAUCCUUAGGGCGAGAAGAGGAAGCAAAAGAGCAUGAGGAAAAAGCAGGAGAUUGUUUUAUGAAUGUAGACUAUUCUUACAUGGAUUAGCCCAUGGAUACGACACUAAUUUAAGUCAUUUCUUCCACACACGGUAUCCUUCAAAGCUCUCGCAAACUGGCAUUUUGAAAAGCAACCGGUUCCUGUGCCAUCGAAGCGAGAUAACCGUCAAGUUGUCUUCACUUCUUUUAUGAUAGUUUAGCUGGUGGUAUUGCCUCAGCACAGACGGUAACCUGGGUAACUCUUUCCUUAAACUUUGUAUUUAAAAUUCUCUUAAAAUUGUUUUUAAAAUUGGUUGUUGAAUGACCUUUCUAGAAUACGUAGAUAUCGUUUGAUAUCACACCACGAAGCACACACUACUGUAUUAUGUUUUAUUAUAUAGCUCGGAUGUAACACACGAUUUCAUUGGCUAAAAAGCGGGCCAUACUUUCCCGUACGG
This is a messenger RNA of Exaiptasia diaphana, 2017 nucleotides long. RefSeq lists its product as uncharacterized. Lineage: Eukaryota; Metazoa; Cnidaria; Anthozoa; Actiniaria; Aiptasiidae. The record is from RefSeq and is a predicted model, not a curated record. Bases 46 to 1629 code for a protein of 527 amino acids. Gene Ontology annotation, molecular function: protein binding. The transcript is spliced from 3 exons.